CAGUAAGAAGUCAACAUGAAAUAUUUAAUUAUUUUGGCUUGCCUUUUUGCCGCUACCAAUGCGGUUUCAAAAGAAUUCAUGGCUGAUUUCGUUGGUAAAGUAAGAACUUUGGGAGACAAAUGCGUCGGUGAAGUAAAGGCUCAACCAGGUGAUAUCGACACUCUGUUGGCCCAUAAGGUGCCUGAAACCCACGAAGGAAAAUGCUUACUGUUCUGCAUCCACAAGAACUUCGGCAUCCAAAAAGACGACGGCGGUUGGAGUUUGGAGGGAGGUUUGCAAUUCAUAGAACCCCUAAAAGCCGACGACCCAGCUAUGUUUGAAGACUUAAGAAAAGUCGGUGUCACCUGCUCAACCAAAGUUGAAAAGGAUGCUGAUCCUUGUAUAACCGCUGUCAAUAUUGCAAUGUGUUUGGUCCAGGAAGGAAAAGCUUUUGGCAUUACCAGCGAAUUGUUCGAAAUCUAAGAGGUUGGGAAGAAAUUAUGAUUGUAAUAAUAAUUGUAGUUUUGAUUAAAUAUAUCAAUAAAACCCUAUU
Molecule: messenger RNA, 532 nt
Organism: Brassicogethes aeneus
Lineage: Eukaryota; Metazoa; Arthropoda; Insecta; Coleoptera; Nitidulidae
Source: the annotation of a GenBank genome assembly